Molecule: messenger RNA, 1488 nt
Organism: Fusarium proliferatum ET1
Lineage: Eukaryota; Fungi; Ascomycota; Sordariomycetes; Hypocreales; Nectriaceae
Exons: 2
Coding region: 1-1488 (495 amino acids)
Source: RefSeq, a predicted model, not a curated record
AUGAGACUUCGCAGCUCAGGCUACCUCGGGUGGUCGUAUCUACCACCAGAGAUUCGCCACAACAUUCUAAACACGAUAGUCGAUCAGAGAAAUCCUCGUUGGUCUGCUUUGGCCUCGGUGUCUAAAGAGUGGCAAAGCGUUAUCGGAACGAGAAAUAUGGCCAAGCUGAGCCUCCGGCCAUCGUGUCUAGAGGACUUUGAGCAAGCAGUGAUUCGACAGAGAGACCUUGUGAGGCACAUCUAUCUCAAUGUUGAGCUGGCCGAAUACGGCUGUUCUUCUUGUGAGAGAGAGUUUGAUGUCGUCACAAAUAGCCGUCUUAUGGGUGAGGCGGUCAUAAAGCUUUUGAUCAUUCUCAGCACGUGGAACACGACAACCCCUUUGACACUGGAACUCAACGCAUCGUCUGCUAGUGACUCGAAGCACUGGUUCAAGAACUUUCGUUUCAACGACGAGCACGAUGCUCCUUAUGCCCGAGACCCAGUCAUCCCCAUGGAAGCAAGCCAUAGUGACUGGCACGACCCCGAGCGCGGUUGGGAAAAUGGUGUCCAGACCAAACCUCCACCUUUCACCGCACAUGACCAGCUUUUCGGGCGUAUCGACUUUGAUUAUUAUGUUCCCGACGCAUAUAUUCCCGAGGUUAACGCAGUUACCCGUUUCAUGAUCCGUCGACAAUUCCGCCAUCAUCUUAGGCCUCGGGAAUUCAAAAACGUUUUGUCCAGAUUCAGCCGCCUAACGGAUGUUGUUUACGAACCAUGGCCUGAAGAAUAUGCAAGUUUAUAUCCGGAUCUAUGGGAUUUGGCGCUGAUUGGCGCGCACAUGUCCAACACUCUCAAAAGAGUGAUCCUAUUUCAGGAUUCUAAACAAUAUCUCACAGAGAGCGUCCAUCAAAUCAUUCAAGAAUAUGGUGUUUUGCUCGACCCUCUGGGAUUCGAAUCGGAGUCCGAUCUCCCCGACAACAUGAAGAGCAUCGCUCAGGCAAGUCUGAGACUUGAUGAACUCUCUGUCUCAUUCUUUAUCGAUGCUAUGAACUUCUUCAAGGCAUGCGAGAAAAAAUGGACAUGGGAUCAACUACAAUCUCUCUCCCUGACAUCAAGUCUUCUCUUUCAGAGUAUAAAUGGACAGAAGCAGCGCAUCGAUAACCUUCUUAUCGCAGCAGCCAGGCUCGUACUGCGAAUGCCGAACCUGACUACUAUGGUACUCUGGAAUGGAGGGGCGGGGAGAGCUUGUGCAUUCAUAUACACCAGGGCAAAGCACUACGCGCAUAUUACCUGGCGAGGAACUUGGGACUUGGAGAUCAGCCAACAAGUCUUGCAGGCAUGGGAGGAUGUUGCUAAGCUCCAUUCGGUGGAGCUCAGAGCCAAGCAUGAGCGGCUUCGGGAGACCAUUAGAUCUCAUGGAGACGCCAUUUUCCAUCUCAACUUGCCUUGCCAGGUUAUUGAGCCUACGUCGCUCUGGCAAAUCCGGAUGGAGGACGCGCAGGGACUUUAA